Nicrophorus vespilloides is the source of this 692-nucleotide messenger RNA. Its product is annotated as cysteine-rich venom protein 1-like. NCBI's taxonomy places the organism in Eukaryota, Metazoa, Arthropoda, Insecta, Coleoptera, Silphidae. The transcript is spliced from 3 exons. The record is from RefSeq and is a predicted model, not a curated record. Bases 305 to 619 code for a protein of 104 amino acids.
GAAGUUAUCCUUAUGAUAUAAAUGUACAAGGCUGUAUUGAGGUUAAGAAAAUAAAAUAUUGAAAUAUGUACUAUACAGAAAAGUUGCUAUAAGAUUCAAUAAGUCACGAUAUCUCCACUCCCUUCACUUAGCUUGUGUCAAGCACAAUUUCGCCAGCUACCGCCCAGUGGACUGGGUGGAGUCUCCGAAAGGAUGAUUGUGUACUUGUAGAUAGGACCGCAACCAGAUAGACAGCGUAGGGGACAAGUCUUGGAACCAAAUAUACCAAGAAAAUGCUAUAUCAAAAUUUUGGAUCGAUUCACUGAUGCCAUCAAAAAAGGGAUGGAGCCUGCAAAGGCGUUCACCACGCAAAACGACAAUGAACUUCUUGGCCUUAACAAUCCUGCUAACAGCUCUGCUCUUCGCCCACGCCAAUUCUUAUUCGACACCUGAGAAAUGUGGGGAACUUGAGGAGUAUUUAGUAUGCGGCAAGGAAUGCGAGGACGUCUGUCAGGACACCGGCAGGGCGCCACUGUUCUGCACGGCCCGCUGCAAGAGGGGUUGUUUUUGCAAGUCCGGGUAUCUGAAAGAUCUUUCGACGGGUAAAUGCGUUGAGCCCAAGGACUGUCCGCCCAGAUAAUCGUCGGAUCUCGUGAUCCAGGACGAUGAACGUAAAAUAUACCUACUGACUGUAAUAAACUUCUUCAAAAAAA